This is a messenger RNA of Lactuca virosa, 2661 nucleotides long. NCBI's taxonomy places the organism in Eukaryota, Viridiplantae, Streptophyta, Magnoliopsida, Asterales, Asteraceae. The record is from the annotation of a GenBank genome assembly.
AUGCAGGAGUUAUCCUCGCAGCUUCAGGAGCUGCUGGGAAAGGGGUUUAUACGGCCGAGUAGCUCGCUGUGGGGAGCACCAAUCCUUUUCGUCAAGAAAAAGGAUGGUUCACACCGGAUGUGCAUUGACUACCGGGAGUUGAACAAGUUAACGGUCAAGAACCGUUACCCUUUGCCGAGGAUCGAUGAUCUGUUCGAUCAGUUGCAGGGAGCGUCUUGGUUCUCCAAGAUUGAUCUGAGGUCUGGAUAUCAUCAGAUGAGAGUGCGAGAUGAGGAUAUCCAGAAGACGGCGUUCAGAACUCGUUAUGGGCAUUACGAGUUCGUGGUGAUGCCCUUCGGGCUCACCAAUGCACCAGCAUCAUUCAUGGACCUCAUGAACAGGGUGUGUAGAUCAAUGUUGGAUCGAUCGGUGAUCGUGUUCAUCGAUGACAUAUUGGUGUAUUCGAGAUCCAGAGAGCAGCAUGAGGAGCAUUUGAGGGAGAUCCUCGGAGUUCUGAGAUCGGAGAGGCUUUACGCCAAAUUCUCCAAGUGUGAUUUCUGGUUGCGAGAGGUCCAGUUCCUGGGACAUCUCGUUAAUCAGAAUGGGAUAUUGGUUGAUCCGGCCAAGAUUGAGGCGGUAAUGAGCUGGGAGGUGCCGAGGACCCCCACCGAGAUCAGGAGUUUUCUGGGGUUGGCCGGCUAUUAUAGGAGAUUUAUUAAAGAUUUCUCCAAGAUCGCCGUGCCUCUCACCAGGUUGACCCGGAAGGGCGUUACUUUUUCGUGGGGUCCUGAGCAGCAGGCCUCGUUUGAGACUCUUCGCCAGAGGUUGUGCGAAGCCCCGGUGUUAUCCCUUCCAGAGGGAAUGGAGGAUUUUGUGGUGUAUUAUGACGCAUCGAUAUCAGGGUUGGGUGCAGUGCUUAUGCAGAGGGGGCAUGUGAUAGCAUACGCAUCGAGGCAGCUGAAGCCUCAUGAGACGAGGUAUCCCACUCAUGACCUGGAGUUGGGGGCUGUGGUGUUCGCUCUCAAGAUCUGGCGUCACUAUCUGUAUGGGGUUCGGUGUACCAUAUACACGGACCACAAGAGCUUGAAGUAUUUGAUGGAUCAGCCCAACCUGAAUAUGCGCCAGAGGAGAUGGUUGGACGUGGUAAAGGAUUACGAUUGUGAGAUCCUGUACCACCCGGGCAAAGCUAACGUUGUAGCUGAUGCCCUGAGCCGUAGGGCGGAGAGUUCCCCGAUGCGAGAUGUUUGCUUGAGAUUGACUGUGAUGACUCCGGUGUUGGACACCAUUCGGAAGGCCCAGGCAGAGGCCGUGAGACCGGAGAACCGCAAGAGGGAGCGGGUGAUUGGGCAGGCACCUGAGUUCGUUACCGAUAGCCGUGGGCUUAUGACCUUUCAGGGUCGGGUUUGGGUGCCGUAUGCGGGCGGGACGCGCAUCACUUUGAUGGAGGAGGCGCACAGAUCGAGGUUCUCGAUCCAUCCCGGGGCCACUAAGAUGUAUUUGGACCUGAAGAAAGAUUAUUGGUGGCCCUGUAUGAAGAGGGAUGUCGCGUGGUUUGUUGAGAGGUGCUUGACAUGUCGCAAGGUUAAGGCCGAGCACCAGCGUCCGCAUGGCAAGUUGCAGACGCUUGAUAUUCCCCAGUGGAAGUGGGAACAUAUUUCCAUGGAUUUCAUCACCAAAUUGCCGAGGACCGUGAGGGGUGUCGAUGCAAUUUGGGUGAUCGUCGAUCGGCUGACGAUGAGCGCACAUUUUCUUGCCAUCAGUGAGAGCUCUUCUGCUGAGAAGUUGGCAGAGUCGUAUGUGCGGGAGGUGGUAUCGCGUCAUGGAGUACCGAUCUUAAUUGUGUCAGAUCGAGAUGUACGUUUCACUUCAAGGUUCUGGAAGAAGUUCCACGAGGAGUUGGGUACGAGAUUGCAUUUCAGUACCGCCUACCACCCCCAGACGGACGAACAAAGUGAGCGAACGAUUCAAACGCUCGAGGACAUGCUCCGAGCAUGUGUGUUAGACUUCGGAGGAAGUUGGGACACGUAUCUGCCGUUGGCUGAGUUUUCCUACAACAACAGCCACCAUUCGAGUAUUGGUAUGCCUCCCUUCGAGUUGUUGUAUGGGAGGAGGUGUCGGAUUCCCAUAUGUCGGGGAGAGGUAGGGCAGCGUGUGAUGGGUAGCACUGAGAUAGUGCUUCGGACGACAGAGCGGAUACAGCAGGUUAGACAGAGGUUACUGACGGCCCAGAGUCGUCAGAAGAGUUAUGCGGAUAGGCGACGAUCCGAUCUUGAGUUCCAGGUGGGAGAUUUCGUACUCCUGAAGGUAUCUCCUUGGAAAGGAGUGAUUCGAUUCAGGGUGACCGCUAGGGUGGGCAAGGUAGCAUAUCGGCUGGAGCUACCUGUGGAGUUGAGCCAGAUUCACAAUACCUUCCACAUGUCCCAGUUGAGGAAGUGUAUAGCCGACGAGUCGGCGGUGGUGUCAUUGGAGGAUAUUCAGGUGGAUGCGAGCCUGAAUUAUGCUGAGAGGCCGAUUUCGAUCCGGGAUCGGAAGAUCAAGGUUCUGAGGAACAAGGAAGUGCCGCUGGUGCAGGUCCAGUGGCAACAUCGGAAAGGGUCCGAGCUGACCUGGGAGCCGGAGUUGGAGAUGCGGGAGCAGCAUCCAGAGUUAUUCGAUGAGCAGGACUUCGAGGGCGAAGUCUGA